UUUUGCAGCUGACGUCGGCGAAAUGAAAAUCGGCUUGUUGCAGUUUUCCCCCCAGAAUGGAAGUUGUCUUGACGGAGAUACGGGCUAAACUUGGCUGACCUGGCAGGAUAUUAACGUCGGUCUUCUCCUUUUUUUUUCUCCCAGUCUAAGUCCGCGUUAACAACGAAGCCUGUGUGUCGGAGUCCCCGCAUGGAGGAUGAGGAGGAUGAUGUGUUUGAGCCAGACCCCCACUGCUGGCAUACCACAUUCAAGGAGAUAAAGUGUGAAGAGCGGGCUACACAAACACCUGGCCCCGUCCUGGCAUCAAACUACGGCAUGCUGCCCUGUGGAGUCGCAGAGGAGCCAAGACCACUCUUCUACGGCAACGCAGGAUUUCGAUUGCACUUCCCGGCAAACUUUGAGCUUGUUAGGGAUCAGGUGGUACCGCUACUAGAGAGCGAAGACGGGAUGGAGCAGCUACGCCGGCGACAGCCUGUGCCACGCAGCGUGGAGGUCUGCAUCGGUCAGAAACUCCAACUGAUUGGAGACCAGUUCCAUCGGGAACAGUUGCAACUGUAUCAUCGAAACCAAAGGAACCAAAGGGGGCUGCUGUGGUGGCGCCUAGCCACAGCCCUGCUGGGCCUGAUCUUUGACGGGGGCUUCUUUGCUGGACGAGGAGAAGCGAGACGGAGUGGAAGAGUCGGGAUGAGAAAGGUCACCGCGGGACGGAGACCACCAACUUUUAUACAAGGUUUAUUUCUUUUCAAGAAGAUGCCAUGAUACCCUGAGAUUCCUCUACAGGACAAUGUUCAUAUUUUGCUAGAAGUGUGGUGUAAUAGUUUUGUACAGUACAAUGGUCUUGUUCAAUUUUUUGCACUUCACAAUGUAUUCUUUUUAAUGACCUCCACAGACCCUGGGAAUGCCUUAUUCUAAUGUUUCCUGCCGCAAAGAGUAUUGAGAGAUUUUUUUUUUCUUUUGUGAAGAUUUCCAGCUAACCGCUCAAGUUGAAUUACUCAUUUCCAAAGAGGCAAUUUCUCAGAACAAAACAUUUUGCACCUCACCUCGAUGUUACAUUCACCCUAAUAUGUUUCCCCCCUCAUCUAUUUGCUGUAACACCAUAUUCACUUUGAGCGUCAUCUCGCAACAGCAUGAACUGUUUAUGUACAUGAAAUGUCUGCACAGUGCACACCAAGACAAAUAUUUAGUCAAACUACAUAUUACAUGUCGACAUUCAAGGAAGUAUCAUGGGGUGGAGUUAGGGGAACCUAUCGAUGCUCACUACUCAAACAAACCUGAGUAAAGAAGUGUCCAGACUGCAAGGUUAUUAAUAAAUAAAAAAAAGUCUGUUAUGGUUUAAAUACACUAUGUAAAUGAAAAUAUUGAGACACAGCUAUGAUGUAAUUAACAAAGCAUGAUUCCAUGCUUCUAAUGUGUCCCCAUGCACAGAGCAAGGUCCUGCUUUGAAAAGUUUACUAUUCUAUCAUCCAUCCAUCUAUACAUUUUCUACCGCUUGUCCCUUUUGGGGUCAUAUAACCAUUAACUCUCAGGGGACAAAGCCUGACUUUUUUGUUCUUUCAGUCAUUUUUUUAAUAUAUUUUUGGCCAUCAUCUUUUUGUUGUAUUACUGAAAUUUUUAAUUUCAAUUUCCAAUUCUUUCACAGGUAGAAUAGACCUUUGAUACGCCACAUAUUCCACAAUGACCCAAAGCAGGGGCAAACAGAAAAAAUAUACAGUAAAAAACGGGACGUAUACAGUACUUUAUUUUUCAAAGGGCAUAAAACAUUUGGGAUUCUUUUUAUUUGAUUUUACUUUUUUGCCCACAUAACUCAAUCAAUGUCAGCCAUGAACAAAAAUACCAAACGUGGAAUGUUUUUUUUUGUUGUUUUUUGGGGCGUAGAGGGGUGUAAGCCUUAAAAAGCUUUAUGAUCAAACGAUUAUUAAGGGUGCUGAAAAAUGUAUUCUCAUCCGAAUCGCAAUUCUUAUUUAUUCAAAUUCUAAAUUGAUUCAGAAUUUUCAAAAAUGUAUAAAAAAGGUUUAAUUUUAUUUUUUAAAGGCUAACUUUUUUCAAAUACGUUUUUUAGGCCAUAUCGGUGUUUACCUGUUGUGCGUAUGUCAUAUGUCGGUAUGUGACCUGUUUUAUCAUAAAUUGCUCUCCCUAAUGAUAUAUUGCAAAGAUUGGUUAAAUCAAGAAUCAAUUAUGAAUCGAAUCAUGAGUUGAUGUAAAAAUUCAUCCCUAUCAAUUGCACAUAACCAAUUUAAACCUGUAAUAUUAUCUGAUCUAAAGGACUUCAAAACAGUCAGAAUAAGAAAAAAAUGCAUGUUUGAUAUUUUUGUUCAGGAUUGAUAUGUAUUGAGGAAAUUAAAUAAAAAACCUACGCCCUUCAAAAACUUAGGGCUUUUAUAUCUAUCUAUAUAUCUAUAUCUAUAUAGGGCUUUAAAGAUAAUUAAAAUGAAAUGUCGCCAGACAAAACAUUUAAAGGCCCCUCACAGACAUACCUACCCCAACAUCUCAGAAAGUCUUCCUAGAAGCUGUUAUAGACACAAAGACAUGACUAACUCCAUCCUAUCUCCCUUUUAUCCACAAUGGCGAUGUGUCCCAAUAUUUUUGUCCAUAAAAUGUGUCAAGCUAUCUGCUGUAAUAUUUUCAAAUCCCAGACGCACAAGAUGGUAGUGCUCUGAUGUGUUGUAUAGAAUGUUUGCUUUUUUGGAAAGGUGUAACGCUCGUGCACUAAACGACCACAUGAGUCAAGCCAAUUGUGUGCUGAGCGAGAUAGGCGCUUCCAUCUUGUUGCAAGAACGUUCCAUCUUGUUGCGUUUUUGAUCCAUGUUAUUUGCAGACCUCCAUGCCCUUGAAGUGGAGCUGAGGAUCCACUGUUUUUGCACUAGUACGCCCUUCACAGAGUUUCGCUUCUUAACUAGACUAGCCCCGUUUUACAAGAAGACGUUCAUGUCGCAUUUUUUUCAAUCAGUGUUGACUAAUCGCAGUCAGGACUGGAAAGAGAGCGGUGGCGACUGUGUCCCGUAUCAGCAGUUUUCGGUGUUGUUUUCAGUCCAUCUGUGCAACAAGAUCUCCUCCUCUCAGGCAACUCUAAUGGGAUUUCCGCCCGCUUUGAACUCAACAGGGUGACCCUUGUAUUGUCUUCGGUGCUCAGAUGCAGAUGUGAGGCAGUUGUAUUCACACCAUCGCUGACUGUGCAAACUGAAGACUUGUUAUUAUUGUUGAAAUACACUGUCGAAGAUUUUAUUUUUCCACUGAUGAACACAGGCCAACUUUUGGACCCACAGAGCAAUAUAUUAAUGACUUGCUCCUAACAAUGUGUCAAGUUGAUAAUUUUUAGGGGUUUUCUUUGUUAUCCGCAUAUCUCAGGGACAAGGUUUUGAGGGCCGCCGGGGACCUUGAGAUUCAGUUACAGUGUUGCCCCCGCCCCAUGACGAAACCUCGUCUCCAGGGGUGGUUACUUCGUUUUUUUUUUUUAAUCCCAAUUACUUCAAACAAAGGUACAGUUCAAGCAGGGAGCCAGAGACGUACUUGUUGUGUGCUGUUGGUGACGGGGGCUACGGAGUGUGUAGUUAGGAGGCGUGCGACGUGCACUGAAUGUUGUUGUAGUUUCCUGCGGAUCCUCAACGCUGAGCCAGUUAUCGUAGCGCCCCGUGCCGUCACUGGAAGUCCUCUUUGUACCGCUCCUUUAAGAUACGCCUCUUGUUCAUUAGUUCACUUUCUUUGUAAUUUAUUUCUUUUACUUUAUAUUUAUUUUGGGGUUUUUUUUGUAUAUUGGCCUCUUUCUACUGUAGACACGUGUGUGUGUUUGAUCGCUUCUUGUUAUUUUAAGUUCCAGCCUUUGACUAAUUCCAGGUUGUCUGACAUGAAGAGCAGCAGUUUGGUAAACAAAAUGUACAAAUUGACUUUAAUGGGCUAAGUUUGCACCGGCCAUAUUGGAUGUUGCAUUGCAGGCUAAAUUGGAUUUUGUUAUUCACUACAGUAAUUUACGGACUAUAGACACACCUAAAUAUAAGCCAUUUGGACUCAUUUUAUUUUGUGUAUAUAUUGGCCACAAGCGUCAAUAGACAAAAGGUACACACAUUGAAAGAUGAAAUAUUUACACAGACGCUUUGUGUUCAUUCAUACAUGACACAAAAGACGGUGUCUAACACAACAUACAGUAGCCUACCGGGCAAGUCAUUGAGUGCUCUCGUCACUCUUCUGUGUGCGCUGGGGUCGUCUUUUUCAGUGUGGAAGUUUGUUUUGUGUGCCGUCUUUUCGCUUUCACUUUUGUCUCCAGGCGCCCGUCGGGGUUGAAGGAUUUAUGUUCUGUGCGGUGGCUGUUUCCCUUUUCGAUGGCCGGGUCAAUCGCCUUUGGUUUUAGGGCUGAGUCGUGUGCAUUUUGUCGGGCUUCUCCAUGACGAAGUUGAGUCCACGCGCUAAGGGCCUGAUUUACCAAGGUCCAAAUGCCACAUGCUAAACAGUGUUUGCAAUCUAUAAAAUAGUGUGUACUAAUACUGGCCGUGUUGCUUGCAAUGUACUAACACUGCGUGUACAAUUGAAAAGCUGUGCAGACAGCCUAAUUUAAAUGGGGAUUUUACGUGUUCUAUACAGGGCAUCACCACGGAGACACUCGAUCAUUUACUGCACAUUCAUGUUAUCAUGAUCCUAUCUGUGACAUUUUGCUAUGUUUUCCAACAUGCAGGAGACAUCUACCACCUUUUAUGGGCAUUUAGAAACAAUCCUACUUCAUCUACAAUGAAACCAUAUUUUUUCAGCUUAUAGGUUCACUCAUUAGAGAAAGGCUAAGAGACGCAAAAGAAAAUACAUAUUUGAAGAAGUUAUUUUCAUUUAAGAAAUGUUUUAAUAAUAUAUAUUCUAUUUGAAAAAAUAAACAUCAUUAAAAAUACUAAAGGACACAAAAACACAUCAAUUGAAUGGGUUUUAAUCAGCCCUUUAAGUCAUUUAGCAGCUACAAUUACAAGAUGAUGUUGCUGAAUAGAGGACGUGUCUAAACUUUUUUAAUUUCUGUUCAAAAUGUUGAAACACACACGUAGGAUCGAGGAUUCUCGUCAGUCCUUUGUCUGUCUUUGCGAUCAUGCAGCUGUGUGUGGAGCUGCCAGUUUGCACGUCUAUCUGACACGUGCAAAAUGGUGAUGAGUGUUGAUGGAUCACAUUGCGCGUGCUAAAUAAUUAUAAAUACAUGUUCUCCACCCAGUAUUGUGGGCGUUUCGGUGAUCAGCAUAUAUUUUGCAUAUUAAUAACGACAGAGACAAAAAAUGGAUUGCACGCCUUAUUCUGCUCACUUAACAGACGCAAUCCACUUUGCACACGUUUUGUGGAUCCGCUUUGCGUGUGCUAUCAAGUUUGCACGUGUUUUAGUACAACCUUUAGUAAAUCAGGUCCGAAAUGGCUGAAUGAUUGUGUGAGUGUGUUUGAUUCAAAGCAGUGGUUCUUAACCAGGGUUCGAUCGAACCCUAGGGGUUGGGUGAGUCGACCUCAGGGGUUCGGCGGAGAUCAAAACACACCCGAUUCUUCGUGUAAAUACAAACUUCUCCCUGUUGGCAUAUUACAGCUACGGCAACAGCUGACUUAUUUGCCGGUGUUUAAUUUGUUGUGAGUUUAUGCACUGUCUUAGUUUUGUUGUUUGAACAAGGUGAUGUUCAUGCACGGUUGAAUUUGUGCACCAGUAAAAAAAAACUUGGUAAAACUUUAGUAUGGGAACAUAUUCACCAUUAAUCAGUUGCUUGUUAACAUGCAAAUUAGUAACAUAUUGGCUCUUAACUAGUCAUUGAGUACUAAUUAAUGCCUUAUUCGGCAUGGCCUUAUUAUAACCCUAACCCUCUAGCCCUGACCCUAACCCUAACCAAAUAACUCUAAAUUAAGUCUUUAUUACUUAGAAUAUGUUCCCCUAGUGUCCAAAUAACUCUAAAUUAAGUCUUUGUAACUUAGAAUAUGUUCCCCAUUCUAAAGUGUUACCAAAAACAUACAACUUUGUCUUGAAUUUGAAAUUUUCAAUUUUUUUAUUUUUCACUGAAGAAGAGUUCGGUAAAUGUGCAUAUAAAAUUGGUGGCGUUCGGUACCUCCAACAAGGUUAAGAACCACUGAUUUAAAGUGAACAAUUUCAUUGGUCCACCGUGACCCGUUCGGUAAUUUCAUUGGUCGGAUGUGACACAGCUACAUUUUUUGAUGGCUCGUGAAGCUUGUGAACGGAGAAACAUCCAUGAAUUAGCCGCGGCAUUGUAUGAAGCGCGUCUUUAUAGUCCGUAAAUCAAGAUAUGUCUUCAUCAUUCGCAUUAAUACUGACAGCGGCUGCUGCUCUUCAUUAGGACAACUCCCAAUAUCGUCUAAUCACCUAUCAAGUCAGGGGAGACCGUUCAACUCUGGAAAAAUACAUUUAGGGUGGAGUAUUACUUCAAGGUUGUGAUUUUCCAGGGAUGGGCCCAACCAGUUUAGACAUUUUUCUUUACCGCUCAAUUCAGUCCUGAGUAGAAUCUCUCUGUGUGGUUAAGAAAAGCGGCAGCUUCAAUGUAGUUAUUAAUUUGUAUAAUGAUUAUAACGGGACAUGACUUGAUAAUUAAUGAACAGUCAACCGUCGCUAAUGAUACAUCAGAGAGCAUAAAAAGAAAGAGCUGCAUUGGUGUUCCUUAAAGUCACAGGGUGUUGGUUUAUGUGUUCGAUUCCCUAAACCUUGAUCUUGGUGUUGUAAUCAACAUGCACUGGAAAGUACUUUGUUUCUGUGGAUCCGAUGGGUCCCUUUUAUGUGUAUUGUGUUGCUUUAUGGGUCAGUCAUGUUGCCUCACAUCAGCUGUAAAUCUGCGUUGGCUCACAAGUUUGAUUUAUUGGAAAGGGAAAAAAAUCUGCCACGGUGCCCUGUGUUUUUGUUAGAAUGACGUUCCCAAGCUGCACUCUUGAUGUGCAGCAUUCCCUUGUGCGGGACUUUAUUGUAUGGAAACCGUCAGUGUCUUUCAAUUUUGUAGUUCUCUUUAUAUCAAUUUGAAGUUGUUGAGGAAGUUUUUUUUUUUUUUUUAAAUGAUAACAUUCUCCAUGUUCUUUCUUAAAGUGUAUUUUCCUAACAAAAAUGAUCUGUUUUUAUAAAAGGAUGAUUUUUAACACAUCCUAUGAUAUCAUGGGCAUUUUUUUUUCUACAUUCCUUGCACAGCUCUUUGCGGCGUGUAAAGCAAACCAAAACAAUUCACUGUUGUACAUUUGUUACGUCACCCUUCUCUGCAGACCACAGCAAGCGUACGUGUGUACAUGUGUUUGUCCAACCCUGGAAUAUGCCUUUGAACUGCUCAGUUGCAAAUGAAGUCUUGAUUAUCACACAUUCUCUGUAUACCAAGAAAGGAGACCCAGCGAAAAUGUAGCAUUUUUGUAAACAUUGACUGUGUGUUUUCGAGACUCUACUGUGCACUCAUUUUUUGUGUUUAUAAAUGUACUUUCGGUUGUUGAUAUAUUAUGGAAGUAAAGACAAUUUUUUAUGUAGUGCAAUAUGCUGUACAUAUGGAGCUUUGCUCUACAAAUCUUUUUUUCUGGAUUUCCUGUUGUUUAUUGGUACUUUUUUCAAUAAAAUUUUAUUGAACGUGGUAAAA
Messenger RNA from Nerophis ophidion (straightnose pipefish), 7550 nucleotides. Its product is annotated as bcl-2-modifying factor-like. NCBI's taxonomy places the organism in Eukaryota, Metazoa, Chordata, Actinopteri, Syngnathiformes, Syngnathidae. Gene Ontology annotation, biological process: negative regulation of autophagy; positive regulation of apoptotic process; apoptotic process. Gene Ontology annotation, cellular component: myosin complex. The transcript has 5 exons. The record is from RefSeq and is a predicted model, not a curated record. Bases 190 to 759 code for a protein of 189 amino acids.